UAGAGUAUUCUCCAGAUUAACAUAUUUUGAAACAUAAAACUUAACAGCUAUUUUUCUUUGAUGAAAAUAGAAAUAGUUUCUACUUUUUGCUCUAAUAAUUUUUGUUUCGGCUUAAGUUACUAAAAUUUAGGUGUAAGCUUUAAAAUUAAACGUGAAUUCUAUCUGUCAAGUUACUUCCACUUACCACAGGUUGCAGAAGAUAAAUACGUCAUGGUCAUGGAUACUCCAAGUCCUCAGUGUGUUGGUCGUGAAUUUGUCAGACAGUACUACACUGUUAUGAACAAAGCUCCCUUGUAUCUUCAUAGGUUUUAUAAUUAUAACUCUUCAUUUGUUCAUGGAGCAUUGGAUUGUCCUGGACAAGAAUCAAAGCCUGUAGUGGGACAGCAGGCCAUUCAUCAGAAAAUUAUGCAGCUGAAUUUCCGAGACUGUCGUGCAAAAAUUCUUCAAGUGGACAGCCAUGAGACAUUAGGGAAUGGAGUAGUUGUACAGGUUGCAGGAGGAUUGUCAAACAAUAGCCAAGGAAUGAGACCAUUUGUCCAAACAUUUGUGUUAGCUCCCCAGUCCCCCAAGAAGUACUAUGUAAGAAAUGAUAUCUUUCGUUAUCAAGAUGACAUUUAUGAUGAUGAAGAAGUAACAGACAACCAGGAAGAGACCAUUGACAGAGAGAUUGAAGAGACAGUCACAGAUAUACCAGACAGUCCACCAGUGAAAGUUGGUGACCCUGCUGCAGGGGAUUAUUUUGGACCUGAAGUAAUCAGUCCUCCAAAUGGCAAUAGUCAUGAGAUGGAAACCUGUCCACCAGAAGAACCUAUUUCUCCUGCUGUAUCUCCAGAAGCACAAUGUCCAGCAGAGGCUGAAAUUGAACAAGAAAUUGAGCCUGAACCAGAGCCCCAGAAAUCUGAAUGGGAUUUGCCUGAUGAGCAAUUUACAUCGGAGGGGCAAAGUCCUGCUGAUGAACCAGAGCCUGAUGAUGCUACUGGUUCUUUACAGCCAGAACCUAAGACCUAUGCCAACAUGGUAAGUAAACAUGCAGUUGGUGUAGGGGGAUUUCUCCCCACUGUAACAGCACUUGGGUCUGUGGACAAUGCAGUAGAGCCUCAGCCUAAACCAGAGCCUGCUGUGUUUACCAAGGUUCAACCAACAGGUUUGAUAUCUACUCCAAAUUCUUCCUUGGUGACUGGUGGAGCUUCAAACUUGGGUGCAGGUACAUCUCAAACCCAGAGAAUGCCUCGUCCUCCCAGAAGCUCUUUUCAAGGAACGAAUCGUGCAGAUGUUCGAGAGGCUACUCCCAGCUCUGUGACGGGAAGAAUAGGUGGGACACCUGAUUCAGAAGGAAGAAAAAUGGGUAUUUUACCUUACCCAGAUUCACAGCAGCUUUUUGUGGGGAAUUUGCCCCACUCUAUCAGUGAGGAAGAACUGAAGGAAUUCUUCAGUCAAUAUGGCAGAGUUUUGGAAAUGCGCAUCAACACAAAGCCUCCCAUGAAGAUGAACAGUGGUACUAAAGUACCAAACUUUGGUUUCAUUGUAAUGGAUGAUCCUGCAGAUGUGUCCAAUAUUUUACAGAAGAAGCCUAUAUACUUCAAUCACCACCGACUGAAUGUGGAAGAGAAGAAGGCAAAGCCUAGAGAACAACGUUCAGGGGGUGGAGGGGAUGGUAGAUUAGGUGGAGGGAAUAGGGGCAUGAUGGGUCGUGGAGGAAUGGGAGGUCGAUUUGGAGGAAGAGGAAUGGUUAGUAUGGGACGUGGAGACAGAGGUGGUGGACGAGGAAAUUAUGUUCCACGACGUUAAUAUAUCCACUUGGCUGUGGUAUGUGAAAAAGAUGAUGUUGCUGUAAGCCUAAAUUCUUCUACAGUGUCUGUCAAGAUAUGACUAUAACAGUGUGUGUUGAUCAUCUGUGGUGUUAUAGCACCCUAUUUAUUGUAAAGCUAGGAAAACUUGUGUACAAACCAUGGGGACUACUCAGUUUGAUUUUUGUUUGAAUGUGUCCUCAACUCUUCAGUCAAAACAGUUUUUAUAUUACAGAAUAUCUUAUAGAGGUAACACUACCACAAUUGGCGUUCCCUUCUGUUCAUACCUUGAUUCUGUAGUGACUUUUCCAUCAUCAGAUUUUACGGAACUGUCCUGUUCUAGUAAAAAAAAAUUAUAAUUUUGUUCAGAGUGAAGUACUAUCUCAGCAUAUUAUUGCUUGUAACCAGGGUAAACUGAUCUCAUAAUUAUUUUUCUCUCCAUAUGUGGGUGCAAAAAAACUUGUCAUUAGUCAUCAGGUCAGUUUACCAGUUGCCAGUGUAAAUAAUCAGUUGAUCAUCAUCAGUUUUAUAUAUCUUACAGAUGUAAUUUAAUGAAAUAUUAAAAUACCUGCUAUGACAAA
Molecule: messenger RNA, 2368 nt
Organism: Limulus polyphemus (Atlantic horseshoe crab)
Lineage: Eukaryota; Metazoa; Arthropoda; Merostomata; Xiphosura; Limulidae
Product: ras GTPase-activating protein-binding protein 1-like
Exons: 10
Coding region: 211-1788 (525 amino acids)
Cellular component (GO): cytosol; ribonucleoprotein complex
Molecular function (GO): mRNA binding
Source: RefSeq, a predicted model, not a curated record